AUGAGAUCGAGCCUCAGUCUCCAUUGGAAACCAUCCAGUCUGGUUGCAUCGCUGUAUAUUUGUGCCAUUCUGUCAAUACGAAGCUUUCCCUUGAGUUUGGCGGAAACGACAACAGUCACAAAUGUGGAUCUUCCCUUUGGAGACAUUAACGUGUUGGUGCUGACGGAUGUUCAUUCUUGGGUUGGAGGACACAGCAGCAGUGCGCCCGAUAACAGCAAUAAUGUGGAUUAUGGAGACGUCUUGUCCUUUUAUCAACUUCUUCAUGCUCAUUGCCAGCAACACGAAAUGGAUCUAUGGUUUGUUGUCAAUGGGGACUGGAUCGAUGGUACGGGAAUUUCCCUCAAUGACGACACUUCCUACCUGACGCCCAUAUUGGAACACAUGCCCUGGGAUGCACUCAAUGUGGGAAAUCAUGAAUUAUAUCGGGACGAAGUGGUCACACAGUUCAUGAGACCUGGUGGCUUUGUGGAGUGGUGGGGUGACCGAUACGUGAGUUCCAACGUUAUUUACAAUCCACACCAACAGCCUUUGGGCGAACGAUAUCGAUUCUUGAGAGGCAAAAAUUCCACUGUUUUGACUUUUGGAUUCCUAUACAACAUGCAAGACGCAAGUUCCCUCGUCACAGUGGAGACUGUGGAAUCCGUGGUGGAAGAACCGUGGUUUGUUGAUGUGGUGACGAAUGCCAAUAACGAACCAACGGGAGACUAUGAUGCCAUCCUCAUCAUGGCACACAUGGAUGUCAAGGAUGAAUUGGUCACAGUACUGCUCGACAAAAUAAGAUCUCUUGUGGGCGAUCACAUGCCCGUCCAGUUCUUGACUGGACACACCCAUUUUAGAAGAAUUGAAACGUUGGAUGCGGCUUCCGUAUCAUUCGAAGCCGGCAAAUUCCUCGAUACCAUUGGAUUUGUAUCAUUUCCCAAAAAGCAAACCUUGACCAAUCAUCGUAGGAGCCUUCAAGGAAAUAGUAAUGAGACAACUCCUCUUUUGGGGCCAGGAGGGACAGAAUGGCAAAAUGUCUCCGAUCCUACAACAGCUCCCAGCAUUAGCAAUGACACAACCACAACCACAUCAACUUCGACUGCCACGACUGGUGCUCCUAUUGCAACAACCAACGCUAACACAACUACCAGUAUGUCUGCACCAUCAAGUCGUCCCACGGAAGCAGCAACACCUUCGCCAACUCCACUUGCCACUGCCAACAGAACUGUCCCACCCGUCAGUACUCCACAACCAACCGUGGCACCCACUCCAGUCGUAGCAAAAUACUUUCACCACAGAUUUAUUGACACCAAUGUUGCCACGUUGAAGCAAAUUCUGGGUGAUAUUAGUGAUGAGCAAUUUACCACAGAAGAUGGAAGACGGCUCUCCGAAUUCAUUCUUAGAACGAGAACGGAGCUUGGGUUGCUGGAUGUUGUGGGAUGUUCGCCUGAAUCAUACUACAUGAAUCGGACUGCCCAAGAAGACGACUCGCUAUGGCGUCUCUUUAUUGACCAAGUGGCACCCUACGAGUUACUCAAACCGUCCAAGAGUGGCGGCAACCGCGUGUAUAUCGGACAGGUAUGGGCAUUCCGGUAUGACCUGCUACAGCAGCAACUUGUCAAGGAUGAUGUCAUUGCCGUGGCACCCUUCAAUGAUUCACUCAUCUCCAUCGGACCCAACAUUCCUGGGUCCGUUGUGACGCAAUUGGUGAAGCAGGUCUUGAACCCAAGUGCCCAUGCCUUCAAUCCAAAAUGGGAAAACUACUAUCUGGCUCCCCGGUUGGAAACUCUUGCCCCAAAUGAACAGUACGAAAUCCUUAGCCCGAGCUUUGGAAUCGAAACCAUCGUUUCUGGGUUGGAUGAGAUUGGAUACAAUGGCACAACCAAACAACAAGACAGCGGUUUCUUCGACACCGACGUUUGGAUCAAGUUUGUCAAGGAUAAUUGGGAAUGCAGGGAUCAAGAAUCCGUUGCCCCAACCAGCACUAACCAACAUCACGGCGGUUCCCAAGGUCAUGGCAAUGCCGGUAGCGGCGGUCAUCAGGGAGGUUCCUCGUCAACGAGCUCAUCAGGUCCCGGAGAUCACAAUCAUCAUUCUGGCACGCCCUAUAACGUUUCUGCAAACGAAGAAGAAGACAAGUUCCGACUGAUACUGGCAUCCAUUGGAGUGGGACUGGUGCUGUUGCUGGGUACCGUCUACAUUUGGCAGCUUCACAAGAGUUGGCUAGUUCGGUACCGAGAACGGCAACGGCUGAUCUUUAUUGCCGAUUCCGAGAAUGAUCCCGACAACGAACUGAUUUAG
Messenger RNA from Seminavis robusta, 2280 nucleotides. The record is from the annotation of a GenBank genome assembly. NCBI's taxonomy places the organism in Eukaryota, Bacillariophyta, Bacillariophyceae, Naviculales, Naviculaceae.